GCGGCUGCGGCAGCGGCGGCAUUUUAGUCAGCAGCGGCGGCGGCAGCCGGGCUGCUGCUCUUCCCAGCAUCCCUGGCGCGGCCAUUUCAGCCCCAUCUUGGCGGAGGGGAGGGAGCCGCAGCCGCCGCUUCAGCAGUUUGAAUUUCAGUUUCUUCAGGGUUUACGAACCGGCGCGCCGAGGAGAAGCCGAAGAAGCCAGCGCCGCUACCUCAUACAGCCGGAGCUCCUCCGCUCGCCGGACAGCCGUCUGCCGCCGCCCCUCACUCUCAGGAGCCGCGAGGGAGGCCGAGACUGCCGCCCGCCCGCCCGCGGGAGUGGCUCCCCUGUGAGGGGAGGACCGAGCCGGCUUUCCCCUCCCCCGGAGCGGGUUUCCGCCAGAGACAGUCGACAUGUCCCUGGGGCAGAGCUCCGGCUAGAGCCGGGGAGGGAGCGCCUCCCCCCCGCGCCGCAGCCCCGCCGCCCGUCCGCGGACCUUCCGCCCGCGCCUGCCUGCGGCUCCUGACUGAACCGGGACUCGUCGGCUCCGGACUCGCCACUCCUUCCUCUUCUUCCCUGAGCGUCGGAGAGCCCCUGGCUGCCGCCGGCACCCGCCCGAAGAGCCGAGCGGGGCAGCACCGCCCCUCACGCUGCCGCCGCCACCUCCCCUUCGCCCGCCCACUCCCACCCCCAGCCAAGGCCUGCUGACCGCGCCGAGCUGGACUGGCCACGGCGGCCCGGAGACGGGGGAGGAAGCAGCCGGCCCGCCCCUGGAAUCGCGCUGUCGCCGCCACUGAAGGAUUGAAUUGAGGCGCCGCGGCUGUGGGAGGUGAAAAGGAGGAGCCGCCGCUGGAGUGAGGCGGGGGCAGAGCCGGAGAGACCGACACAGAGAAGGAAACGGGGAGGAGGAUGUCUCACCGAGUGGCCGGCUCCCGGAUCAGCCCGUGACUUCUACAGCGGCGGGCCUCAGACCCAGCGCGGACUCGGACUUUGUCUUUGGGGGCUCGUGCUCGGCCCUUCGCGGUUUCCGACAGGAUCCCUGAGGAGCCGGCGUGCCUCGCUGCCCUCCAUCCUCUUUCACCAUGUCCAAGAUGCCGGCCAAGAAGAAGAGCUGCUUCCAGAUCACCAGUGUCACCACGGCCCAGGUGGCCACCAGCAUCACCGAGGACACCGAGAGCCUAGACGACCCGGACGAGUCACGCACAGAGGACGUCUCCUCCGAGAUAUUCGACGUUUCUCGUGCCACGGAUUAUGGCCCUGAGGAGGUCUGCGAGCGCAGCUCCUCCGAAGAGACGCUCAACAAUGUUGGGGAUACGGAGACUCCCGGGACCGUCUCCCCAAACCUCCUCCUCGAUGGGCAGCUGGCGGCCGCGGCGGCUGCUCCCGCCAACGGAGGAGGAGCCGUUUCGGCCCGGAGCGUGGCUGGGGCGCUUGCCAGUACCCUGCCGGCGGCCGCCACCGCGGCCCCCGCCUCCGGGGCACCGGCCGGACCCCCGGUCGCGAGCUCAUCCACCGGGCCAGGGGCUGCAGCCCCAUCUCAGCCCCCCACCACUUGUAGUUCUCGUUUUCGCGUGAUCAAGUUGGACCACGGUAGCGGGGAGCCCUAUCGACGAGGCCGAUGGACGUGUAUGGAAUACUAUGAGCGGGAUUCAGACAGCAGCGUCCUGACCCGUUCUGGGGAUUGCAUUAGACACAGCAAUACUUUUGACCAGAGUGCGGAACGGGACAGUGGCCUGGGCGCCACUGGAGGGUCGGUGGUGGUGGUGGUGACCUCCAUGCAGGGGGCGCACGGGCCCGACUCAGGAACUGACAGUUCCUUGACUGCUGUGUCACAGCUACCCCCGUCGGAGAAAAUGAGCCAGCCCACUCUGGCCCAGCCGCAGAGUUUUAGCGUUGGGCAGCCACAGCCGCCGCCGCCCGUAGGUGGGGCUGUGGCUCAAAGCUCGGCUCCGCUGCAGCCGUUCCCGGGAGCCGCGGCCGGGCCGCAGCCAAUCAUGACAGCCGCGCCGCCAAGUCAGCCCCAGGGAACCGGGCCUGGCGGCGCCCCUACGGGGCCCGGUGGACAGGGUCUGCCGCCGAUGAAUGUAACACUAGCUCAGCCGGCUUUGUCCCUGCCUCCGCAGCCAGCCGUCGGCGCUUCUGUCACGCAGCCGCCCCAGCAGUUCUAUCCUCAGCCUCAGAUACCGCCGGGGCAUUUGCUGCCCGCCCAGCCCUCCGGCCAGAGUGAGUACCUGCAGCACCACGUGGCCGGCCUGCAGCCGCCCAGCCCUGCGCAGCCCUCUUCCACCGGCGCCGGAGCGAGCGCCGCCGCUGCGGCCAGCCUGUCAGUGACCGCCGGCCAGAAUGCCUGCUCGGUGGGUGCGCAGUUAAUGGGCGCGUCUUCCCAGCCAAGUGAAGCCGUGGCCCCGGGGCCGGGACCAGCGCAAGGCGGGCAGGCCGCGCCUUGUCAGCCGGCUGUAGUGACCCCGGCUUCUGUGGGAGGUGUGGUGCAGCCCGGCUUGGGUCCCACCGGGGCUGGGCAGCCCCAGUCUGUGCCUCCUCCGCAGCUGGGUGGCAGUGGUCAGCUGCCAGCCGUGCCUGGUGCCCCUCAUGCCGUGGUGCCCGGAGUUCCAAACGUGCCUGCAGCCGUGCCCGCUCCAAGCGUGCCUAGUGUGUCUACCACUUCUGUUACUAUGCCAAAUGUACCCGCUCCUCUGGCCCAGUCGCAACAGCUGAGCAGCCAUACGCCAGUCAGCAGGAGCAGCAGCAUCAUCCAGCACGUUGGGCUGCCUUUAGCGCAAGGCACACACAGUGCACCAACAAGUCUACCACAGUCUGAAUUAAGCCAAUUUCAGACUCAGACCCAGCCUUUAGUCGGGCAAGUUGACGAUACUAGAAGAAAAUCAGAACCCCUACCUCAACCACCACUUUCUCUCAUUUCUGAAAAUAAGCCUGUUAUGAAGCCUCCUGUUGCAGAUGCCCUGGCAAACCCCCUUCAGUUAACACCUAUGAACAGUCUGGCCACCUCUGUAUUCAGCAUAGCUAUUCCUGUUGAUGGUGAUGAAGACAGGAAUCCUUCAGCUGCUUUCUACCAAGCGUUCCAUUUGAACACGUUACAGGAAUCAAAGAGCCUCUGGGAUAGUGCAUCUGGGGGAGGUGGUGUAGCCAUUGACAACAAAAUAGAACAAGCAAUGGAUCUGGUGAAAAGCCAUUUGAUGUAUGCAGUAAGAGAAGAAGUGGAAGUUCUAAAGGAACAAAUAAAAGAAUUAGUUGAAAGAAACUCUUUACUUGAACGAGAAAAUGCACUGUUAAAAUCUCUUUCAAACAAUGAUCAGUUAUCCCAACUCCCAGCCCAACAGGCCAAUCCCGGUAGCACUUCUCAACAGCAAGCAGUGAUAGCACAGCCUCCGCAGCCAACGCAACCUCCACAGCAGCCGAAUGUCUCCUCAGCAUAAAGCUUUCUUAAGCCUCAUUAAGAAAAAAACUGAAAGCAAUCUAUCCUUGUGUGCCACUGGUGUUCUUUCCACUUUAUACGAAAGCAAGUAGCCAUGCUUCAGUUGUGUGUUUGGCCUUUUCAGUAUUAGACAAUCAUUCUACAAGAGCUUUUCCUCUGAGAUGUCAUGCAGUGCUGUUGUUGUCCAGUUCUAUAUCAUCAGUACACAAGGAGAAUAACAGAUGGGGUUUAUUAAAGUGAGCAAAGUCUGCAUUUUACCUGGUGCACAUGAGUAGGGUCUUUAAAGAGUUUUGGUGGCUCUCCCAUGUUUCCUACUACCCAUGGAUUUACCCUGAGCCUUCCUAUCACAUUAUAAAUAACAGUUCAUCUAAAGAGCCACUUUUCUUUCAAUAUCAGUAACAUUUGCCUACAUAAGUUUUCAUUUAUUUGUGUUUUAUUUAUUACAGGGCUGCUAUUUUCAUAAUGUACAUGAACAAUGUCACAGAAUUUUUUAAAUUUUUUUUGAAUAAUUAUAAUUAUCAGUAAAGGAAUUGAAAGACAGGAUUGCAUUUAAUAGAUAAAAUGUUUAGGCAAUAAUUGAACAAGAGAAUCCUGGCAUAUUUCUAACACUAAUGGCAAUUUACCUUUGGUAUUUAUUUUUAGUAGUAAAGACCCAGCUUGAAUGUAAAUUUUGUAUAGUGUAAGUAUGAAGAACAUAGUGCAACUGUACAGGUAGUCACCAGUUAUUGUGAUAUAAUAAAUAAUUGGGCUAUUUUGAUGAAGAAAACUUUGUUCAUUUGUUUCUACUUUCUAAUAGAGAAAUUGCCACAAUUCCUCUGCUUUUCAACAUUUCGUAUGACUUUUUUUUCGGGUGGGAAUAAAAAGCUGUGAAAUUGUUCAACCUACUUUGUAACCAAAGAAGCAAAGCUGUGUAAUGGAGUUGUUGUGGUUUUUGGGGUUUUUUUGUUUGUUUGUUUUUUUAAUAUAUAAUGCACAUUCUUUAUGUAUUUUUAUUUAGUGUUUUCUCGGUCACAAUUUUCUUUGCUGUCUAGCAUGAUCUGCAUGACCUAUAAUCUUUGAACCACUUUCGUACCUCAUAUUUUUAUCCAGCACUCUUAUUGUAAUAUGUACUAGUCUGUGAACAAUGUCAAAUAAAAAAGAACGAACAGGUAGUAUGGUGGAGCUGAGCUAGUGUACAAUACACUAGUUGUAUAAAAAAAAAAAAAAGUGAGCCAUCUUUUCAUUUAAAAUGGUGUUUUGAAUUUCAUAUGCAGAAAACGUUUUGUUACAUUGCAGAUUUUAAUGUAUUUAAUAAAUGCAACAUGCAGAUUAAGUGCAGUGUAUACUGAGUAUUUAAAUUAAAAUGU
Cynocephalus volans (Philippine flying lemur) is the source of this 4755-nucleotide messenger RNA. It is a transcript of the gene TSC22D2, whose product is annotated as TSC22 domain family member 2. Bases 1059 to 3410 code for a protein of 783 amino acids. The record is from RefSeq and is a predicted model, not a curated record. Gene Ontology annotation, biological process: regulation of transcription by RNA polymerase II. The transcript has 4 exons. Lineage: Eukaryota; Metazoa; Chordata; Mammalia; Dermoptera; Cynocephalidae.